Molecule: messenger RNA, 2378 nt
Organism: Lampris incognitus (smalleye Pacific opah)
Lineage: Eukaryota; Metazoa; Chordata; Actinopteri; Lampriformes; Lampridae
Gene: mbd3b
Product: methyl-CpG binding domain protein 3b
Exons: 7
Coding region: 129-953 (274 amino acids)
Molecular function (GO): DNA binding
Source: RefSeq, a predicted model, not a curated record
UUGGGUAAUGGUCGAAACAAAAGCGCGAUAAGGGAAAACAAAAAAACAAAAAACGACCGACUCUCUCCAGUACCUGUCGGUUAAGUCACUAGCACUAAAGUGGAAUUAAAGGCUACUCGUUUUGGGAAAUGGAGAAGAAAAGGUGGGAUUGCUCUGCUCUCCCCAAGGGCUGGAAAAUGGAAGAAGUGACCAGAAAGUCGGGUUUGUCCGCUGGAAAAAGCGAUGUCUAUUAUUUUAGUCCGUCUGGGAAGAAGUUUCGCAGCAAGCCUCAGCUAGCACGCUACCUUGGUAACCAGAUGGACCUCAGCUCCUUUGAUUUCCGCACAGGGAAGAUGCUCAUGAGCAAGCUGAACAAGAAUCGCCAGAGACUACGCUAUGACAAUAACAGCCAGAACAAGGGCAAGCCUGACUUGAACACAUCACUCCCAGUCAGACAGACAGCCUCCAUCUUUAAGCAGCCUGUUACCAAGGUUACCAACCAUCCCAGCAAUAAGGUCAAGACAGAUCCUCAGAAAGCCGUUGACCAGCCCAGACAGCUGUUUUGGGAGAAGAAGCUGAGUGGUCUUAAUGCUUAUGACAUAGCAGAGGAGCUGGUGAAAACUAUGGAGCUGCCUAAAGGCUUGCAGGGGGUUGGUCCAGGUUGCACAGACAAGACUCUUCUGUCGGCCAUUGCAAGUGCCCUCCACACCAGUGCAGCCCCCAUCACGGGCCAGCUGUCCGCUGCCGUCGAGAAGAACCCAGGAGUUUGGCUCAACACUGCACAGCCCUUAUGCAAGGCCUUCAUAGUCACUGACGAGGACAUCAGGAAACAGGAAGAGCUGGUGUACAGUGUGAGGAAGAGGCUGGAAGAGGCACUAAUGGCUGAUAUGCUGGCUCACAUUGAGGAGGCGGCUAGCGAAGGAGAAGCUCUGAAGGAGGAGGGCAACGGUAGUGAAGACAUGGAGAGUGUAUAGCACAGAAUGGACAGAGGCAUGUUUGCAGCGGUGUUCAACACGCACUCUCACACAACAACCACCAACAGUCGGAGCCCCAUCCCGGUGCAUCGCCAGAAGAACCAUCCUCUUACCUCCGCCCCUCACCGUAGUGACACCAGUUCACCCAAAACAACCGUAUUCCCUUUGCCCGACCUUUAACCCUGUCACCUUCAGCCCCGCUUGUUGGGGCUGCGACUCCAGCGCUCGCUAAACAACACAGACAGUUACUCUGAAACCAACAUUAUGAAGAUGUUCCUCUGGCAGAAGAAGACAUCAACAAACUCUCAAAAGAUUGAAAAUUGAAAAGAGAGGUGUGUACAGUGUCACUAAAUCCUGUGUUUAAUAAUUUUUUUACUAAAAGGCAUCGGAUGGGUUUAUUUCUUUUUAUGACAAUCAUGUCAAAUCCCCAACCUUUUCUGUACAUGGUUCCAGAAAGGGUUGUUCGAGUGCUCUCUUUUGGUUUGGGUAAAUUUGAAAUGAAUGUUUUGUAUGUUUGAAAUGUAUGGCACUCUUUUUGAUGCACUCCAUGAGUAGUACAACACAACACGCAUAGACCCUCAUAUAUCACGGAUUCAUCUUAGAGGAAUUUAUAAGAUAUGAAAUCUAUUUAACUAUGGCCUAUUUGUGUCAGCCGCAGCGCUGGUUAAGAAUUAAGGAAGACGGCAGAAGUCAUGGGUGCAGAAAGCACUGCCAGAUCUGUGAGUCUAUCGCAGGGGGUAAAUAUUGAAUUGCAUUUUUAUUACGUUCUCAAGGAAAUAUUUUCAUUCGUUUCAGCUUGUUACAAUACCUGUCAUUUUCAGUAUUGACCAAAGAGGAGCCAUGUCGUUUACUGGGGAGAUAAAGCGCUUUUUUUUAAAAAAAAUUUCCUUGUUUUUCGGGGAGAUGUGUCCAUCCCAGGUUACUUCUCAGUCGAACCCUGAGCAGUCACGGCCCCGUGGCUGUGAUCGGCUCACAGCGAGAGUAAACCGGAGAUGGAGAUGAGCACAAUGGGAAGGAAAUGACUUGAAACCUCUUGCUUUUUUUUUUUGUAUAACUUACUUUUUUGUUAACACUUAUCAUAGAGGUGCUUGCUGGUGUUGUUGUGAAACAAUGCUAUUUCUUGCCAAAGCUUUGUUUCUCCGACAACUUCAGUUCAUUUUUUUUAAGCUGUCGAUGCUACCACACACAUGCUGCCUCUUAGUAAAUCCAUGCACACAAAUUGGUGACAAAAUAAAUUAUGAAUGAUUGUCAUAUGAAUGUCUUUCUCAUUUAUGUUUGAGGAAGGCUAAUUUUAUAUGUAUUGCCCCUAUUGCUCAAAAGUUUGGUGGUGAAUGACAUAGCCAACUGACAUGAGGACAGGCCCUACUGAAUAUCAGCAGGCUGAUCGCUGACAUUAAUUUGAUUGUGUUGCUUAUUAAAAAUGAA